Pungitius pungitius (ninespine stickleback) is the source of this 2955-nucleotide messenger RNA. It is a transcript of the gene aggf1, whose product is annotated as angiogenic factor with G patch and FHA domains 1. Lineage: Eukaryota; Metazoa; Chordata; Actinopteri; Perciformes; Gasterosteidae. The record is from RefSeq and is a predicted model, not a curated record. The coding region runs from base 113 to 2371 and encodes 752 amino acids. Gene Ontology annotation, biological process: vasculogenesis. The transcript is spliced from 15 exons. Gene Ontology annotation, molecular function: protein binding; nucleic acid binding.
UAAGAUCAUCGCUUAAUAAACGACCGUAACUUGGUUAACACCAACACGUGUCUGUGCUUGACUAGCAGUAGUUCGGCGUUGAACAAUAUGCAUGUAGCACACGGUCUAAGAAAUGAACGAGCAACCUGCUGUAACAGAUAUGCUAGUUGAACUAAUGGAGAACGACGAUGGAGAAAAAGACACUGAGUCUGAAGAGACCGAGCUGCGUCUAAAAGUGGAGUCGUUGAAGCAGGAUCUCCACGAUUGCAGAGCCGAGCUGAUCAAGUUGCAGAAGCUGCUGAACCAGUCGGAACGACUGCAGAGAAGCACGGAGAGCUACAACGAGGACCUGCGGAAACAGGUUGACCAGCUCAGCGCAGAGAUUCACCAGCGGAAGAAGAAAGAUAAACACAGAGUCGACAGUGAAACUCAGACGGAAGAAUAUGAAUGGACAGAAUCCGAUUAUUACAACUACUACUAUGGAGGCCACUCUCAGAACCCAGAGGCUUCAGACACUAAGGAUGGCCCGAACACCGUAGCAGCCGUGGAUACAGUGAAUGGCACUGAGGCCUCAACCCCGAUUGAAGCGGCACCUGUUGAUGCUAACCAUGAUGACAGUGUUGCAGUCACAACAGAGGAGGGUAAUGCAGGAUCCAUAGCUGAUAUGUUGAGGGCCACUGCCGAAGAGGCCAUGACACAAACUGGGUUUGUCUUUGAUGAGACAACCGGUCUGUACUAUGACCAUAGCACAGGCUUCUACUACGACUCGGCCAGUCAGUUGUACUAUGAUGCCAACACAGGCAUAUACUACUGCUUUGAUGCAGAGAGUGGUCGAUACCAAUUUCAUUCCAAGAUUGAGGUGCCGGCUGUACAAACUGCUGCAGAGCCUUGCCAUGACAAGAGCGCUGCUGAAAAGAAGAGCAAAAAGUUGAAGAAAGGGUCCAAGAAAAUACCACGCCAGAAUGAUAAGGAUCUCCUCAUUGAUGCGGUAAAGUUGGAAGAAGAGGAUAAAGAAACUGAAUGGGUUGAAAGGCAAACCACAAAAAGGACCCCCAAAUUGAAACGAAGGUCUCGCAGUCCAGAUGUGGCUCCACGUAAAAAGAAAUAUUCCAAACGCAGAGAGGAAAGUGAAAAAUCCUCAUCAAAGAGGAAGAAGCAGAAAACCGAUUCGCACAAAGAUGAUAAGGAUAGAUCGAGGAGGAAAAGGAGGAAAUCCAAGUCGAAAAAGCCGAAGAAGAAAAAGAGUCCAACGCGGAGCGAUGACUCUGAGGGGAACAGUGAACCAGAAGAGGGUGAGAUCACUGAGUCCGAGAAGGAGGAGUGGGAGUCCACCCCCUCGUCUUCUAGCUCCAGCUCCAAGGAAAGCCCAGAGUCAGAAAUGGAGACUCGGGGUCAUGAAGUCAAAGACAUUUGGCCGCCCUGCGUAAGAGUGACGGUGGUCCGAUCUCCAGUGCUGCAGGUGGGCACUCUGUUCAUCAUCACGGCCGACUCUCCAGCCACCAUGGGCAGAGAGAAGGAUAUGGACCACGCAAUCAGAAUUCCAGAGAUGGGAGUUAGCAAGCUCCAUGCAGAGGUGUACUUUGACCAGGAGCAGCAGGGCUACAUGCUGGUGGACCAGGGAAGCCAGAAUGGAACCGUCAUUAAUGGCAACAGGAUCUUGCAGCCCAAAACCAAAUGUGAGCCACACGCACUGAUGCACGGCGACGAGGUGAAGAUGGGAGACACUGUGCUGUCUUUCCACAUCCACUCGGGGACAGAUACCUGCGACGGCUGUGAGCCCGGUCAGGUGAUGGCUCACCUCAGCAAGCACAGGAGAGAGGAGACUACAGGCCCGGGUCUCACCAAAGAGGAUAAAGAAGCACUGAGGCAAAAAGAGCUGAAGCAGAUGAAGGCUAAAUAUGGCCUGCAGAGCAAUGAGUAUGAGGAGGCCAAAGCUCUUCGGAACCCCAGAUACCAGGAUCGAGCCGAGUCCCGGCGACAGACGGUCGGCAGCGAGGGCGUUUUCCAACGGGACGACGCACCCGCUUCUGUCCAUCAGGAGAUCAGCGAAGUCAACAAAGGACGGAAAAUGCUGGAAAAGAUGGGCUGGAAGAAAGGGGAGGGACUCGGUAAAGAGGGAACUGGGAUGAGAGACCCGAUUCAAUUGAAAAUCAGAAAGUCCCAGUCCGGUUUGGGGGCCGGCGCCACCAUGUCUUUAGACAGCGUCUCCGUGACCAAAUCAAAGUCCCAAAAGAACUGGGAGAAAGCGCGAGAGAGAUUUGCGGAUUCAUGCCAGCCGGACUUGCUGUCGCCCAACCAACAGAAGAACAAGUCGCCCAAAGCCUGGGUCAAAGGAGAAGAGGCAGAGACUCCAAACACGGAAGCAAGUGUUGAUCCAAACGACCAAAGCUAGGAAGGACAGAAUAAACCGACGUUUUUAUGUGUGUCUCUAUUUUCCUGGGAAAGCGUCGCUGAGGACCCUGGCAGCCAGAACGUGAAUUCUUUUUCCUCUCCUCACAACUAUCGCAAAGCCGGGACGUCAACGGGACUCUUCUGUCCAUUUGCAAAGCGCCGUCAACCACUUGUCCACCGCUGUGCAUUAACAUCAUUUGUAACUGUAACUAAGUGGCUGUGGAAUGCCUUUUCAUUCGUCUCCAUAAGUGAACUGUGUGACCUGUUUACAGUCUCAAAAAGAAAACCCGGCAGACCAGCGGUGCCGGUUUCACGGUCCAGUGUGUCUGAAGCCGUGCCUCACCAAUCACAGAGGACACGAAUUGCCUCCAGCAAAUAUUGACAUUGAGCUAUAUUUCUCAGGGUGAGAUCAUGCUAUGAUUAAACAACUGGAUCCGUGUGGACAGCACUGUAACCGAUCGUGUAAAACCACUCCCAACUGCUCGGUGUCAGUGUCUCCACUAAACAAAACCAGUGGUGCACAUAAAAGGUUUGAACAGCACCAACAAUUUUGCCUCUUAUUAUUGUUAUUGUCAUAAGAGUGUU